CCCCCGGGGCUCCCCUCGUCCACGGGGGCCUGCCCCCGGGCCCCGCUCCCCGCUCCCCGGCCGGGAGGAUGACGGAGCUGCAGUCGGCGCUGCUCCUGCGAAGACAGCUGGCAGAACUCAACAAAAACCCAGUGGAAGGGUUUUCAGCAGGUCUGAUAGACGACAAUGAUCUCUACCGGUGGGAAGUGCUGAUCAUCGGUCCUCCAGAUACUCUCUAUGAAGGUGGAGUUUUCAAGGCUCAUCUCACUUUCCCAAAAGACUACCCCCUCAGGCCGCCGAAAAUGAAAUUCAUCACGGAAAUCUGGCACCCGAACGUCGACAAGAACGGCGACGUGUGCAUCUCCAUCCUGCAUGAGCCCGGGGAGGAUAAAUACGGCUACGAGAAGCCAGAGGAGCGCUGGCUCCCCAUCCACACGGUGGAGACCAUCAUGAUCAGCGUCAUUUCUAUGCUGGCAGACCCCAACGGGGACUCCCCUGCCAACGUGGAUGCAGCGAAAGAAUGGAGGGAAGACCGAAACGGAGAAUUCAAGAGGAAAGUGGCCCGCUGUGUAAGAAAGAGCCAAGAGACUGCUUUUGAGUGACAUUUAUUCAGCAGCUAUAGUAGCUUCACUUUUUCAGGGUCUCCAAUUGAGAAACAUGGCACUGUUUUCCUGCACUCUACCCACCACUUGCUGGACUUCAGUUGUAAGACGUUGGCAAACACUGGCUGGAACUAGGCGGCAAUAAAACAGGCCAGUGACCGACGCUGACCAGAGCCGAAUUGGUGCCAACGGCCAAGAAUGAAUGAUUGCGCAUUUCGAAUCCUCCUAAUGAACUGCUUUAACCUUCAGGAAGAAUUGUAAAGACCUGUACAUAGCACAACAGGAUCCGAAUAAUAUAUACACACACACCCCCCACACACACACACGUACAUUCUCUCUCUCUCUCUCUCUCUCUCUCUCUCUUUCUCUCUCUCUCUCUCUUACACGCGUGGCUCGUGUACAUCCACACACACCUUGUACCAAAUAAUGCUUUCUCGUAGUUAGGAUCGAAAAUCGUGUAAAUUUGAAAGAUUUUAGCAGGUUUUUCACCCCCCCUUCCCCCCAUCUUCUUUGUUUCUUUAUCAGUUAAAAGAGACUUCUCUGAAAGCAUGUCGGAUUAAAAACCAAUUAGGAUUUAAGGUUUUCCAUUUAACUUUCCUUUGAACCAUCGAGGCUUCAUUAAAAUCUUUCACUUACUAAA
Molecule: messenger RNA, 1221 nt
Organism: Ornithorhynchus anatinus (platypus)
Lineage: Eukaryota; Metazoa; Chordata; Mammalia; Monotremata; Ornithorhynchidae
Gene: UBE2G1
Product: ubiquitin conjugating enzyme E2 G1
Exons: 6
Coding region: 69-581 (170 amino acids)
Biological process (GO): protein polyubiquitination; proteasome-mediated ubiquitin-dependent protein catabolic process
Molecular function (GO): ubiquitin conjugating enzyme activity
Source: RefSeq, a predicted model, not a curated record